Messenger RNA from Ornithodoros turicata, 1543 nucleotides. Its product is annotated as P2X purinoceptor 7-like. The transcript has 3 exons. The record is from RefSeq and is a predicted model, not a curated record. Bases 923 to 1483 code for a protein of 186 amino acids. Lineage: Eukaryota; Metazoa; Arthropoda; Arachnida; Ixodida; Argasidae.
CGUACGUCUAGGCUAAGCCUGUCAUCCACAUACAAGCCUCAACGAUUCAGGCUUUCAUUGGGUCCAGGCUACCAGGACACCACCAGGUACUCUCCGUUUUACUUACUCCGGUGUACGGGCGGGAUGCCGUUCUGCCUCUCGACGUAGUGUACAACCGAAGACAGUUGGCCGAACUGCAUGACAUGAUGCGUCUAAUUUUGCUGCGCAGGUUCGCGAAAACCUUGGAAAAGCGCGUCAGCUUGCAGGGAAGCACAUAAAACUAGCGCAAGAAAAACAGAAGCGCCCUUUCGACAAAUGUCGGAUCGACAUAUAUUUUGAGAAGGAUUCACUCAUGCUACUCAAGACACCACCAGUUGGUGUGAAGAAGAGAAGUGUCUGCGAGGGUCCGCACAGGAUUGUGACGAAGCUUUCGCCUGUGAACUACGAAAUCGGCAGCACUACGUGUUCGGCUACUACGGCAACUCGGCACUACGAGUUCGGCAGCAACGGAGGCGAGAGAUUGUGCAUGUGGAUAAGCUGAAGCCUUACAUUCAGCCUUUAGCUCAGCUACCGCAGACGUAAUUCUGUGCUUCAACUGUGUGGGGGUACUGCAGUUUGAGAGUUCUGAGCAGAACCUACUGGGACAGUUUUUAAAGGGACCGAAAAGUGAAUAUAAACCUAUCGAAACUUUAUGUUCAGUGAAAAGCUUGAACCUUCUAAAGUUCAAAUGUCAAAGAACUCCGCUGAAAUCGCUGUAGUUUUUUUUAAAUCGAAUUUUCGAUGAUUGCAUGUCUAGGUACCUAGUAGGAAACCGGCAGUCUCUCAACAAUGGCAUAACACCGCGCCAUCUGUCGAGGAUGCAUGUAAUACGCGCGCUUCCACUCGCUAAUCCGGUGAAAACGAAAGUGGCUGUGAGCGUCUGCAACCACUUCCUACGUCGAAAAUGUCGAGUCUCCCGAACCUGAGUGCGCUAGAACUCCGCAUUCUAGAACUAUCGCGUGCACAGAACUUCUGUUCGUACGAUAGCAUGCCGGAAAGUGUGUACGUCGCAGCAGAAGAUUCAUCAUCCUCAGAUAUAUCGGAGUCACCGCCGUCCUCACCAGGAUCUGAUCGUGCCGGGAACGCGGACUGGUGUUCUUGCGGGAAGUGCAAACCGAUGGAUACCGCUGACGAGUGUUUGUGCUGCCGGGAGGUAGAGAACGUCUGUAAAAAGCAGACGGUCAACUGCAUUACAGACAACGAAUAUUUCGAGAUACUCUGCCUCGACACCGAAGUUCUGCGAGUGUCUUUUACGUACAUCCGAGAUACUGAAGAGUAUGGCAACAUACGUGACAUCGCCGUGAACAAGAAAUUCCGUUAUAUCGCCUAUCGGCAAUUCACAAGGUGGAUAUGGGGUGGUCUGGGAAAGCACCAUAGGAAGAUUCUUCCUGCCUGCGUGGUGCAUGCCAUUAGGGAUGCUUUUCCAUCAGAUGUGUAUAAGGGCUUUGAACCUGCACACUUGUAAAAAUGUAUAUUGAUGCCUGCAAAUUUUCAUUUCUAGCUUGCUGCGAAUUUUUUCAUUGCU